Messenger RNA from Tupaia belangeri chinensis (Chinese tree shrew), 3852 nucleotides. It is a transcript of the gene ELP3, whose product is annotated as elongator acetyltransferase complex subunit 3. Gene Ontology annotation, cellular component: cytoplasm; elongator holoenzyme complex; nucleus. Gene Ontology annotation, biological process: tRNA wobble base 5-methoxycarbonylmethyl-2-thiouridinylation. Lineage: Eukaryota; Metazoa; Chordata; Mammalia; Scandentia; Tupaiidae. Gene Ontology annotation, molecular function: iron-sulfur cluster binding; acyltransferase activity, transferring groups other than amino-acyl groups. The record is from RefSeq and is a predicted model, not a curated record.
UGCUGAACUAAUGAUGCUGACUAUAGGAGAUGUUAUUAAACAACUGAUCGAAGCCCAUGAACAGGGGAAAGACAUCGAUCUAAAUAAGUUGAAAACGAAGACAGCUGCCAAAUAUGGCCUGUCAGCACAGCCCCGCCUGGUGGAUAUCAUUGCUGCAGUCCCUCCUCAGUAUCGCAAAGUCUUGAUUCCCAAGUUAAAGGCAAAACCUAUCAGGACUGCCAGUGGGAUCGCUGUUGUGGCUGUGAUGUGCAAACCCCACAGAUGUCCACACAUCAGUUUUACAGGAAAUAUAUGUGUAUACUGCCCUGGUGGACCUGACUCAGAUUUUGAGUAUUCCACUCAGUCUUAUACCGGAUAUGAGCCAACUUCCAUGAGAGCUAUCCGUGCUAGAUAUGACCCAUAUCUGCAGACCAGACACCGGAUAGAACAGUUAAAACAGCUUGGCCACAGUGUGGAUAAAGUGGAGUUUAUUGUGAUGGGUGGAACAUUUAUGGCACUUCCAGAAGAAUACAGAGAUUAUUUUAUUCGAAAUUUACAUGAUGCCUUAUCAGGACACACUUCCAACAAUAUUUACGAGGCAGUCAAGUAUUCUGAAAGAAGCCUCACGAAGUGUAUUGGAAUUACUAUCGAAACCAGACCAGAUUAUUGCAUGAAGCGGCAUUUAAGUGACAUGUUGACCUAUGGCUGCACAAGGCUGGAGAUUGGGGUGCAGAGUGUCUACGAAGACGUAGCCAGAGAUACCAACAGGGGCCACACUGUGAAGGCAGUGUGUGAGUCAUUUCACCUGGCCAAGGAUUCUGGUUUCAAAGUUGUAGCUCAUAUGAUGCCUGAUCUGCCAAACGUGGGACUGGAAAGAGACAUCGAACAGUUUACUGAGUUUUUUGAGAACCCUGCUUUCCGUCCUGAUGGUUUGAAACUCUACCCUACCCUAGUAAUUCGUGGAACUGGGCUUUAUGAGCUUUGGAAGUCAGGAAGAUAUAAGAGUUACGCUCCAAGUGACCUCAUUGAACUGGUGGCUCGGAUCCUGGCCCUUGUACCUCCGUGGACUCGAGUGUACCGAGUGCAGAGAGAUAUUCCAAUGCCUUUAGUCAGCUCUGGAGUAGAGCAUGGUAAUUUGAGAGAGCUGGCAUUUGCGAGAAUGAAAGACCUUGGAAUACAGUGUCGAGAUGUGAGAACCAGAGAGGUUGGAAUUCAAGAGAUUCAUCACAAAGUUCGACCGUAUCAGGUGGAAUUGGUAAGAAGAGAUUAUGUUGCCAAUGGUGGCUGGGAAACAUUCUUGUCAUACGAAGACCCAGAUCAAGACAUUUUGAUUGGCCUCCUGAGGUUACGAAAGUGUUCAGAGGAAACUUUCCGUUUUGAACUGGGUGGAGGUGUUUCCAUAGUCCGGGAGCUGCAUGUGUAUGGAAGUGUGGUCCCUGUGAGCAGUCGAGAUCCUACUAAAUUUCAGCAUCAGGGGUUUGGCAUGCUGUUGAUGGAGGAAGCAGAAAGAAUAGCUAGAGAAGAACACGGCUCUGGGAAGAUAGCUGUCAUAUCAGGGGUCGGUACCAGGAAUUAUUAUAGAAAGAUCGGCUACAGAUUACAAGGCCCAUACAUGGUGAAGAUGCUUAAAUAACUGUCACAUCAGUUCACAUUCAUGUGCUGUCCUCCCUGGAAGAAGACAGAGAAUCAAGAUUUCUUGAAUUCUCAGCAGAGAGGCUGAGAGGAGCAAACUACCUACACCAUCCCCCAGGCGAGGGGCUUCACUUCAUCCAGCUGCUGCACAGGCUGGAAACUGCUUUUAAGGCUCGGACCAGGCAGCUGCUGACCAAACCCUGGAGCCACUCUCUCCUGUGUGUACCCAAGAAAUCACUUCAGUUUUUGAGGCUUAAAUCUUUUAUCCAAUUUCUAAAUACUGCAUGCGGCCUGCAGGUGACCUAUUUUGAUUAAGACACGGUGACAAAGACUAAUUAACUCAUUUGGAUACCAUAACUCAUGAAACAAAGCUAAUCAUUGUCAUUUGAGGAGCAAACUUAGGAGUAGGUUAUUUGUCGCUCAAGGGACAAAAAGUCAGGUUGGAUCAUAUGAAAAACGACCAGACUUGGAUCUCUGGCCCUUAGCUACAUAGGCAUCUGUGCAUGAGUUAAGAAAAUGAGCUGUUUUUGUUUUUGUUUUUUAUGGAAAUCAUCCUGGUUAAUGCACUGGUGCUCUAAAAUAACAGUGUGAAGGGGGAAAGAAGAAUUGAGUUUGUGGGUUUAUGUUUACGCCUGCCUGCGGCCACCUCAGCCUUCCCCAGUGGGGAGUUCAUCAUCCAAGUGGGGCCAUGACAAAGAGCCUUUAUUUCACAUUUUUUAUGGUCUGUACUUGGCACACUCUUGGCAGCUGUGGAACAGUCUGGGCAGCCACAAGUGUGGUGUCCAGAAAGCAUCUGGCUCUCCCAUUUAUCUGUCCUGAGCAUGCAGAAUCUGACACACACGUGGCUGAGGCCGUGUGGCCUUAAGUCAAGACUGGCCACCACGAGGGCUGUUCCCUGCAUUUUCAUUCUUUAACGUGGAUUCUGGUUUGUGUUAGAGAAAGGUAAGAGUUCACCUUUUGGGUGAAAGCAAAAUAAAAUGAAAAAUGGGAUGAUUGGCUUUUUCAAAGAUUCAUCUCAUAGAGCUGCCUUUCUGAAGCUUCCAGGUAAUCUACGAAGAAGCCUUACUGAGAAGGUCAAGACCUAAGUUAGAGCAUGGCUUUACCCUAGGCCCCUGGCUUCUGUGGCAUUUUAUAAAGAGUUAAUAGAAUCAAUUCUUCUAAAAGGGUUUAAAAAUAAAACAUCUUUAACAUACAAAGAAGAAUGAUGUGGGGUUUUUUCCUCUCUGUAAAUCCAGUGCCAUUCGCAUGAAUUUUGACAGGUUUCACUGUCUACCCAUUGCACUGUUCCCGUUCCCUCCCGGGUACCGUUUGCCAGUUCAUUAAAUUGCUACACGGCAGCCGCGGUGGCUUUCUCAUGGGCUCACUAUGGAACUGCAGCGGCUUUUCUUGAGUGUAGUUUAGGGAGAUUAGCUACAUCCCAUGCUCCUUUUUUUGGUGCCUUUUCCCGUAUUAAAAAAAAAAGAAACUAUUAAACUAAUAAAGCGUACACUUUCCUGGCUGUAACAUACCCAUUUCCGGGGAUAGAACCCAGUGUGUGCUGGGCAGGGCCCAGGCUUGCCUCAGCCUGCAACAUAGCCCUGCAUACACAAGAGUCACUGGGCCUCAGUUUUCUCUUCCUGUUUACCCAAAUGAAUCAAAAUGCUUCAUGUAUGAGAGAGGCCUUUGUGAAGCUGUAAAAGGGCAUUCACAUGGUAAAGUUUGUUUUAAUGGAUGGCAGUUGAAAGCAAAUUUUGAAACAGAAAUGCUUACCAACUUGUACCUGAUACCUAUCAGUUAUUGCCCAAUCCUGAUUUCCACCCCAAGAUUCAGGAGAUUCUUCUUUCUAGCUCAUCCUGUGGCCUUUGCAAAGCUGCAGAAAUUGGAAAGUUUUACCAGGUGUCAGAGCACCUCCUGCCUUUCUGCUGCUAGGAGCAUUAGAUUUUUGGGACUGCCAAGGGCUUCUCCUGCCAUGCAGGUGUUUUAUAUCUCCACAGCCUGGCUCUCUUACCCUUCUUGAGACCUGCGUUCCCAUGACCACCUCAGGAGAAAGAUCAGCUAGACUUGAUCCUACCAGCCUCAGCAUGGAUCAAUCCAAGCAACAGCCUGUUUCUGAUCCAUACUAAACAAUUCCUUAGCAACCACCCCAAGCCCAGUCAAAUAGCUGUGAUUUUAUGUUCAGCUUUUUGCUAAAGUACUUAAAGAGUUUUUUUAAAAAUGCACCAGCAGAUGGAGUAACAGCUAUGUUAUUAGACUCACGUAGUU